Lasiodiplodia theobromae is the source of this 4716-nucleotide messenger RNA. RefSeq lists its product as uncharacterized. Bases 1 to 4716 code for a protein of 1571 amino acids. The transcript is spliced from 4 exons. NCBI's taxonomy places the organism in Eukaryota, Fungi, Ascomycota, Dothideomycetes, Botryosphaeriales, Botryosphaeriaceae. The record is from RefSeq and is a predicted model, not a curated record.
AUGGCCUCGGCCGUCUCCACGCCCCCGAGUGAUCCUCGACACUCGACCUCAUCGCAGCCCUCACAGUCCUCCUCCGCCACCCUGCACUCCGCCCACGACCCCCACCACCGCAACGACCAUGCCGACACGAGCACCACAACGAGCAAGAGGCGGAAGCUGCUGCAGCGCGGCGGUGUCGACGCCUCCGCCUCUGCUGCGCAACACGGCGGCGCCGAGACCGACAAUACAAGGGCGCACGGGCUGCUGGGCGCCGAAUUAGCAGAGCGCGACAGGAGUCGCCGCCGCCUGCCUAGGCGAGCUGGAGGCUUCCUCCUGGACGCCGCCCUGCCUGGCUCCAGCAGCGCGCGCCGUCGCUCUCGGGAAACCCACGCCGAGGAGAUAGAAGAGGCGGCGCGCUCGGGAAGUCGGCACAAGAGCAAGAGCCCCUCGUCUCACGACGGGUCCCACAGGGCAUUUAGCAGGGGGUCGUCCGCCCGGAGUCGCCCGCUCAGCGGCGAUACGGAUCUUGCGCUGCCGUCCGGUAACGGCCAUGCGCCCGAGGAAUUCGGGGCGCGGACUCCAGAGAAUCAUAAGGCGCAAGCUAGGCCUGGGCUGGGCAUCGAUGUGGAUGGCGCGCACGAAUAUGGGGAAAACGAGUUGUCGCCAGCAAAUGCUGGUAUCGACCCGGCACAAAUUAUCCACAUGGCUUUGAAUCUGAGUGAAAGUAGAAGGCGGAAUUUGGGACAUGGCCAGCUCAUUGCGCCCUCCAUACCUCGUAGUAGAAGAGCAACAUCUUCGGGCAUGGGCAUUCCAAACACGCCCAUGCAAGGAAGCUUCUAUGACUAUGGGAUUGGAGGGAGCCUCAAGCAGCAUCUGCAACAACAGCGCCGCGUAUCGCGCAACAUAUCCCCAGGCGGCGGUCGGUUGAGCACAUCUGCUUCCCGACAUGUCUCCAUAUCAAGCCCCAAUGCAGUCUUGGACAACAAUCUCGGACCACAACAUAACUAUACCUUCACAGCAGCAACUCUGGCCCGGGCAGAAAAAGCAAAAACUUAUGUGGAACUGGGAGCAGAGUACCGUCGAUUACUGCAACAUCUUCCGCCGCUCAAACCAGACAGUGAAGCCAGCUACACUUACAGUGCGUUCAGUUCCCCCGGCAGCCCGAACGUAGAGUUAAGAAAAACCCUUUCACGCACAGGUCCGGAUCCCCUUGGUCGACGAUACAAUCCUCUGCAGUUCAUCCGCAACAGGAAACUUCGAGCCCGCGAACGAAGGCAGCUUCAGCCCGAUGUUGUCGAUUUUGAAGACGUGGAUAGAGUGAAGGUGUGGCUUGACAAUGUGGAAAAAGCAAGAUUCCAACAAAACUAUCGACAAGAGGACAAAGUUCUUCUGCCUCCGUUCAUACCAGACCCCAUGUUCCAGGGCAGCCACGAACAGCCUCAAGAUGGCAAGAAGCCUAGCAUCCUGUUGGGAAAGCAAAAACGCCCCCGUAUGGAUUGGUUCACCUUACCAACCGAAUUUUUGGCCGAUGCAGCGUGGCUCGAGCAAGACAAUCACAAAAGUCUGAUUGAAGACAGAAAUGGCAACAGGAUUUUCCCUUCGCCACGUUCAACAAGUCUAUUCAAUCCUCGUCUGAGCAAAGAUCAGGGCAGACCUAGCAUGGACAGACGACGUGUGAGCACUGCAGGCUCGAUGGCUGGCGGCGGUCCGCUCUCGGAACCUCGAUCCAACUACUCCAGCGAAGCCGAGAGCCACAGAGGUCGUAAGAAGCGUCACUUCCUUCACACUCACCGAGAAGAUAGCCCCGAACGUGGAAAGCGACUUGGCUGGAUAUCUCGAAACCGCUCAAGCAGUUCUUCCGGCCUCUCGUCGAGCGACGAUGAUAUGAGCGAACGGCGGAAGAAGCACGAUCGCAGACUGAGCACUCAGGAUGAGAAUAUAGGUCCUCUGGAACGUCACAUGAAGACAUUGCUGGAAGAUGAUGCUCGAGCAGAGAAUGGACUGUCCCCGAUCAUGAGCUCUCCGGAGAAGCAUUGGGGUGCUAACCAAGGCAGACCAGCACCGCACCGGGUGAUGAGCGAGACUGAGAGUGAUGUUGACCCCAGGGCCGGAGCAAAGAGAGCGACUAAGCGCCUGACCCUGAUGUCGAGCAAUCCUACCGAAUCGCGUCCUUCUAUGGACGGCCUGGAUUCUUCAGUCCCCAAUACCCCCCUCUCGAAGACCUUCAGCUUCGGUGCAUCCUCGCCAGGAAGUCGCGUAGCCUCUCCGGAUCGUACCAAGUCGAAGAGAUCGAAAUUGCCAUUCUUCCGUUCCGAAGGGAGUGCAAAGGCUCACAAGGUGGAGGCUCUGGACUUUGCCCCUGACCCACUCAGCAACAAGCAGCCCAGUGGAGAAUCUAUUGAUCCCAGUCGCCUGAGCAUCGAUCUGCCUCGUCGUUCAAACUCGUUGUCCAGGCCUGCUUUGCUGAAAAGGCACAAGACGACUGAUAGCUUGAGUAGCCUCGCGUCCAUCCAAGAGGGCAAGGUAAGCAGAGGUCGCAAAGAAGGGAAGGAGCCAAGUUCGGCCGUUAGCAGGUUCUUCAAGGAUGUGGGACGAGAAGGAUCAAAAGCGAGGAAGUUUAUCUUCAAGAAGGACAAGCCACCGGAAGAGGCAGAUGAGGACUCGUCCUCUGAUGGCGAGAUGUCAUCUACGUCAGACACGGACGACGAUAUGUCCAAGAGCGUCGUGAAGCGUCGGCCUAAACCUAUCUCACGGACCGGGACAGAUACAGGGCUCUCGGAUGCGUCUGAUGUGUCGGACCGGCGACAAGGCUAUGCGCUACCAACCUUCAAGUCUGCGGCCUCACAGGAUCAGAAGCGUGAUCCAUCCACUGCCCCAUCAGAAACUCGACGUGGACGUACUCGACCGUCGCGCUUUGAUCGUCUGGCCCCGCCACGUCUCGACACCAAUGUUAGCCGGUCAUCAUCUCCCGGCGCCCUCCAAGUCCAGCACGUGAGCAAUGGUGUUCGAGCUCGUUCCGAAGGUCCUGUCUCUCAUUCCCAUUCGCGCUCCCCAUCCGCCGUCCGUCGCCGCAUGACCAAACUCUUGGAACUGCCAGGCGGAGCCGGACGCGCCGGGUUUCCCCCAUCCGAACUCUCUCGCCUGCCCGUUGAGCGCAAGUACAGCGACCGAUCACCCGCCCGUCCCUCACCACAGCGCCACUGGAGCAUCACCGACGAGGACACCCAACGCCGCGCGUCGGCAACCCACCAUCCCUGCGCCGCCUCCAUCAUGGCCAACAAGCGCACCGACAUCGCCCGCAUCCAAGCCCUCCUCCUCUGCUCGGGCAUCAAAGCCGCCGAGCUCGCCCGCCGCGCCCACACCGUCCCGGACACACCCCCUCCUUUCCUCCUCCGCGUCGCCGAAAUCGCAGCAGAAACCGACGACGACGCCGACGCAGAUCCCUCCAACAUCGAAGAAAUCCGCAAACACACGGCCCUCAUCCCCACCGUCGCCCGGAAAGAACAGCACGUCCUCGCCGCGCGCAUCCUCGCUUCCGACCUCGAGGCCGGCGCGGCCGCGCUGGCCCGCGCCAUGGACCGCUUCCGCGCGGAACAGGUCCGCGAGCUGCACCUGCGCUGCGAGCGCCUGCGCAUCGAGCUCGGCGACCGCCUCACGCCGCGCUGCCACGCGUGCGCGGACGAUGCGGACGCGUUUACGCGCGAGGUCACGAGCGGCGCGACGUUGGCGGUGAAAGCGGUGGCGGAUCGCGUCGAUGCGAUGAUGAGGGCGCGGAGGAGGAGGAUGAGGUCAUUCCUGAUCCAAGUCCCCAUGAUGGCCAUCGCCUCGGCUCUUGCCUGGUUCAUCAUACUCGCAAACAUCCCUGAAUCCUCCACAAACUCCGACCAACCCACGAAAGACAAACUCUCCCGCAUCGACGUCGCCGGCUCAGCCGCCCUCAUCUCCACCACCCUCCUCCUGCUCCUGCCCCUCGAGCUCGGCGGCAAACAAGUGCCCUGGUCCCACCCGCUCAUCUACCUCCUCCUCACCGCCGACGUCAUCAGCGGCUUCCUCUUCGCCAAAGCCGAGGCCCGCGCGAAGGAGCCGGUCCUCCCGCUCCCCCUCUUCCACAAGCCCGACUUCGUCCUCAGCUCCGUCGUCACGGUCGUGCAGAUGGCCGCCCAGUCCAGCAUGAUGGUCACGGUGCCGCUGUACUUCCAGAUCACUGGCAGUGGCGGCGCUGCCACAGCCACGGCGACUGAGGCUGGCGCGCAUCUGGUUCCUGCUGUGCUGGGGAAUACUGUCAGUCAGCUAUUGAGUGGUGCCUUGAUUAAGCGGCACGGCAAUUAUAAGGCUAUUAUUACCCUCGGCACCACGUGCACGUCUGUCGGAUAUCUCUUGAUGCUGAUGCGCUGGAACGGGUCAACGGGGUUUUGGGAAAGCCUAUAUAUCGUGCCUGGUGAAUUCGGGACCGGUGCUGCCAGUUCCGCGCUGUUCAUCGCUCUUAGCGCUUCCUUGCUGCAACCGCUCAGAGCGAUUGGCAGCUCUAGUAUUAUCCUUUCGUCCUCUAUCGGCUCAGUCAUCGGCAUUUCGCUAAGCCCUGCGAUGCUCCAGGCUACACUGCGGUACGGCUUGCGGACGACAACGGAGAUUGACGUCGGGAACCGGGACAAGUUCAUCCGCAGAUGCCUCGAGACCAUUGAAUUUGUUCAGAAGCUCGAUGUCAGACUGAAGGGUGUUGUGGUUGCCCUCUUUUAA